AUGGAGGUAGAAGUGAGGCUGGGCCCUUCAACACACCCGAAAAUCCCUGAGCUCACCGGCAUGAAAAAAAAACCCAUAGCAAGCCUCGGUGAUAGAAGCAAGCCACCGGCUCAAGGCAAGGGACAACGAGGGCGAACCGAGACGGAUUACGCCGCAACAUUGAAGGCGACUCGCAGGCGCAGACGACUCAGCAAGGGCAGGGGUACUCGGGAAGAGUCCCAACGCGGACGGGUGCGGAAGAGGCUGGCGAGGUCCGAUGGCAACCUGGACAGGAGGCAACUUCACCAGGAGGUAGGGCGACAGCGGCGACUUCAGGUCGGUUGGCGCGGUGGCUUGCAGUAG
Molecule: messenger RNA, 342 nt
Organism: Triticum turgidum subsp. durum (durum wheat)
Lineage: Eukaryota; Viridiplantae; Streptophyta; Magnoliopsida; Poales; Poaceae
Source: the annotation of a GenBank genome assembly